Drepanopeziza brunnea f. sp. 'multigermtubi' MB_m1 is the source of this 1008-nucleotide messenger RNA. NCBI's taxonomy places the organism in Eukaryota, Fungi, Ascomycota, Leotiomycetes, Helotiales, Drepanopezizaceae. The record is from RefSeq and is a predicted model, not a curated record.
AUGUCUCUCCCAACUCAUUCCCCAUUGAAGGCCGCUGACGGGAAAACCAUCCAAAUCCCGUCUGUCGGUUUCGAGGGGCCAGGAUGGUGCAAAGACGCCACACUCGCCGCCCUCAAGGCAGGCUAUCGCCAUCUGGACUGCGCCUGGGCCUACGGCGUCAAUGAGGAGAUUGGACAAGCCAUCAAAGAAUCCGGAAUCCCCAGAUCCGACAUCUUCGUCACGACGAAGUUCUGGCCGCACUUUGCUGCCCCGGAAAACGUGGAGCUUUGUUUGGAUCUUUGCCUUAAGGAGAUGGGGCUGGAAUACGUGGAUCUUUGGCUGGCGCAUUGGCCAUUUGCCACGAAGCCGAUUUCUAGAGCUUCCUUGGAUAAGGCGAAGGGUGGUGCGACGCGCUCUGCCGAGGAGAAGGGUCAGUUGAUGGAAUCGGGGAAGCCGGUCAUCGAUUGGGAGCACAGUACUGCGAAUGUUGCCAAGUUAUCUGGCAAAACUGGUAGCUUCGUCCCUACCUGGAACGCUAUGCAAGCCCUGGUAAAGAAAGGCAAAGCCCGCACUAUCGGUCUUUCAAAUUUUUCUGUCGCCGAGCUACAAGAAGUCAUUCCACACGCUAAAGAGAUCCCCAUCUCCUGCAACCAGAUUGAAGUCCAUCCUUGGCUUCCUCAAAACGAGCUCAUCAAGUUCGGCAAUGAGAAUGGGAUCCUGACAACAUGCUACUCGCCUUUUGCAGGCCAAAAGAAAGACGGAGCCACGCUACUCAAAGACGAGAAGGUGAAGAGGCUCGCGGAGAAGAAUGAUAUGGAUGUCGGCCAGCUGCUCCAGAGCUGGGCUGUGCAGAGAGGAACGGUUCCCUUGGGAAAGAGUAGCACUCCAUCGCGAAUCAAGACGAAUCUACUGAUUCGAAAACUCACUGACGAAGAUGUCAAGGCUCUCGAUUCCUUGGCUCUUCCAAACGGAGGUGGUCGGACCGUGGACUUCACUGAGGCCUGGGGUGUCAAGCUUUUCCAGAAUUGA